UGAGCAUUAUUUAUUGGGUGGGUUGUACUCUUUACUGAUACUCUAAUAGGAACAAACACAUAUUCUGAAAGUUUCAUAAUUUUUAGGUUUCUACACUCUCUCAGCCUGCCAUCACCUGUUUCCAUUAACGUUUUCUCUGAAGACUUUUAUAAAGACUUCAGUUGUGAAGCCGACAAGAAAAACAAAAGAUUUCUUUAUUCUUCAGGUCCAUGUUUUACACCUUUCUAGAGGGUCUUUCAUCUCCUUAGUUUUGUAUUAAAUAUCCCUUUUUUACAUUUAUGCAUCAAGAUGACACAAUCAAUAAUUGAAAGUCAGCUUGCAACAAAUACCAGUGAAGAGUAUGAUUAUCCUGAUUACAAUUUGACCAGUGGAAGUAUAGGAGAUGAAGUCUGUAACAAGACAAAAGUUGACCAGUUUGGAAGAGCCGUCACUCCAGUCAUUUUUAUCAUCGUUGUUCUGUUCAGCUGUGUUGGAAACUCAUUGGUCCUGUAUGUCCUUGUGAAGUAUGAAAAUCUGAAAUCCCUCACCAACACAUUUCUGUUAAAUCUGGCUAUCUCUGAUCUGAUUUUCACCUUUGGCCUGCCUUUCUGGGCCUACUAUUAUAUGUAUGGCUGGACUCUUGGAGAUUUUGCCUGCAAAGCAGUUAACUAUGUGUUCUACACGGGAUAUUACAGCAGCAUCAUCUUCCUGACAGUUUUGACUGUCCACCGCUACAUGGCCGUGGUUCACCCCUUGUCAGUGGUCAUGUGUAGAAAGAGCCUGCACUGCUACGUAACAUCAGUUGUCAUCUGGAUCAUCAGUCUUUUCGCUGCCGUCCCACAAGCCAUGUUCAACUCUGUAGUGUACAGCCCCAUUGAAGUAAUGAUAGAGGGUCAAAAUAACAACACCAAUGUUCUGCUUUGUGAUUUUGAAGGUGAAAUUAAUUGGAAGCUUAAAACUACAUAUUUGCAAAAUUUCUUUUUCGUCGUUGCAUUUGUGAUCAUUGCUUUUUGCUACACUGUGAUCCUGGCACGGCUGCUUCGACCAACAUCUCACACUCGUAAGAAGACAGUGCAGCUCAUCCUCUUCAUAGUGGUGUUUUUCUUCUUGGGAUGGGGGCCAUACAACGUGGCCAUAUUUCUGGACUCUCUGAUUUCAUGGGGAAUCUCUCCUUUUUAUGAGUGUGACGUCAGUAAAUCUAUAGACUAUUGGAUCUACAUCUCUCGGAUGAUGGCUUUCUCACACUGCUGCCUGAAUCCUGUGUUUUAUGUUUUUAUGGGGAUAAAAUUCAGAAACCACUUGAAGAAAAUGUUAUGGACUUUCUGUAAGAAGAACAAUGAGCCUCAGAAUCGAAUCAGCAGGCUUAUUUACUCCAACGGUGAAGAAAUAUCAAUGUAUUAGCCAUCUAUCCCUAAAAAUAACUCCAAAACAAUAAGUUUACAACUGAUUUUCAGCAACAAAAUGAAUGCAAUGUAAAGUGUCUGUACUGUAAUUGAACAAACUUUUAAAAAUGUUCCAAUCAAUUAUAUUACUAAAAUUGCAUGUAAAAUAGCUCUAAAAAUCUGAUGAAAUUUUACAAGAGCUUAUGUACAUUUAUUGUGUUAAAUUCAUUUGCAAUAUAUAUUUGCUUUCUUUUACACAUUAAUACUUGAUGUAACAAAUGAUGAACAAAUAAUAUAAGGGUGUAUAUAACAAACAUGUUAGCUGUGAUCACAUGCUCUUAACUACAUUUGUCAUUAUGCAUGUUUCACAUUGUUAUUAGUUUUAUUAACUUUAAAUAGCUUUACUAAAAAAAAGUGUUUUAAAAAAGAAACUGCACAAUGUAUGCAAUUUGUCCUCUUUUACACUUGGAACCUCUACAGUCUCAAACUGAGUGAAUCAUUAUCAUUUAUCCUUUAAUAUAGUUCUGAUUUAUUCAAUGUUUUUGAAAACGUACAAUAAAUAUAUCCCUGCA
Megalobrama amblycephala (Wuchang bream) is the source of this 1933-nucleotide messenger RNA. Its product is annotated as chemokine XC receptor 1-like. The coding region runs from base 289 to 1380 and encodes 363 amino acids. Gene Ontology annotation, cellular component: membrane. Gene Ontology annotation, biological process: chemotaxis; immune response; G protein-coupled receptor signaling pathway. NCBI's taxonomy places the organism in Eukaryota, Metazoa, Chordata, Actinopteri, Cypriniformes, Xenocyprididae. The transcript is spliced from 2 exons. Gene Ontology annotation, molecular function: chemokine receptor activity. The record is from RefSeq and is a predicted model, not a curated record.